Lymnaea stagnalis (great pond snail) is the source of this 352-nucleotide messenger RNA. The record is from the annotation of a GenBank genome assembly. NCBI's taxonomy places the organism in Eukaryota, Metazoa, Mollusca, Gastropoda, Lymnaeidae.
CACCUCGGUACGGGCCAGCUUCCGAACGUCCCGUUGAACAUUUUCGAAACUAUGAAGCACUCCCCGCUGUACCAAAAUGCUCUCAGAACUACCAGCAACAACAACAUCACAACCAUGAACAACAACAUGUCCUGCUCACCACCCACUGUUAUAGACCACCAGAGCAUCACCAAAUCCAGCCAGAGGUUGAGUGACGCGGCCUGCAAACAGCUCAGCCCGGGCUCGUCCUGCAGCACGCCGGGAAGUUUCACAAUUCCAAAACCUCUCGAGCAAAGAGGGGGCUCGUACGAUUCCCAGAGCUCCGACUCAAGCCACAACGAUAUAUCCGUAAAAACAGAAGACAGUAUCGAAG